UUCCAAAGCUAGGUUGAGGGGGUAGGAAGAGCCCCUGCGCCUCGGGGGCCCGGCUGUGUCAUGGCGGGGCUGCGGACUCCUCGCGCUUGAGUCGCCGGGCCCGUCUCUGGAGACAGAGGCGGGGGCAGGGGGUGGCGGGGCCAGGGCCGGAGUGGCGGGCGGGGCCGAGUUGAGGGAAGCCGCUCCGGACGCCCCCACCCCGGCGCGCCUCAGUGGUGCCGGCCAAGGGAAGGACUCGCGACUGCGGGGCUCGUGCCGCUGUCAGUGCGGCGGGGUGCGCGAGCAGCGCGGCGCAGGGUGGGCAGAGCAGAGAGAAGCUGAGGGGGCGGUAGCGGCGGCGGCGACUCCCGCGCGUGUGAUCAGUUCCUCACGCUGCGGCCGGGGCCGCCUUCUUCCUCCCUCCCUCGCUCCCUCCCUUCCGCCCCCGAGUGCGGCGGCACCGCCUCCUUCCGCGCCGCGCGGCUUCCUCCAGACCUCUCAGCGCGGAGCAUAUUACCCCCCUGCAAAGCUAAAGGCUGGAUUGAUUUCUUUCUCAGUCACCUUUCAAAGCAGGAAACUAGGUGAGCCCUCUUCCCUGAGACAGUUGGUGCUGACCCUGUAACGCAAAAGAGGAAACUGCUGGCUGAGCUCAGCCUUGGUACUGGUGGCCACCAUGUCCUUGAAGAUCCAGACAAGCAACGUAACCAACAAGAAUGACCCCAAAUCCAUCAACUCUCGGGUUUUCAUCGGAAACCUCAACACAGCUGUGGUGAAGAAGUCUGAUGUGGAGACCAUCUUCUCCAAGUAUGGCCGUGUGGCCGGCUGUUCUGUGCACAAGGGCUAUGCCUUUGUCCAGUAUGCCAAUGAGCGCCAUGCCCGGGCAGCUGUGCUGGGAGAGAAUGGGCGGGUGCUGGCUGGGCAGACCCUGGACAUCAACAUGGCUGGAGAGCCAAAGCCCAACAGACCCAAGGGGCUAAAGAGAGCAGCAUCUGCCAUAUACAGGGUCACAGUGCCCCCUGGUGGCCACAGGCCAUGCUGCAGCCUCUGGCCCGUUUGCUCUCACAGGCUCUUCGACUAUCGGGGCCGCCUGUCACCAGUGCCAGUGCCCAGGGCAGUCCCUGUGAAGCGACCCCGGGUCACAGUCCCCUUGGUCCGACGUGUCAAAACCACCAUACCUGUCAAGCUCUUUGCCCGUUCCACAGCCAUCACCACCACCGGCUCAGCCAAGAUCAAGUUAAAGAGCAGUGAGCUGCAGACCAUCAAGACAGAGCUGACCCAGAUCAAGUCCAACAUCGAUGCCUUGCUGGGUCGCUUGGAGCAGAUUGCUGAGGAGCAGAAGGCCAAUCCAGAUGGCAAAAAGAAGGGCGAGAGCGGCAGUGGCAGUGGCAUCGGCAUCGGCAGUGGCAGUGGCAGUAGUGGUGGCGGCAGCCGGCCACCGGCCCCCCAAGAGGACACGGCUUCUGAGGCAGGCACGCCCCAGGGAGAAGCACAGGCUCGAGACGACGGUGAUGAGGAGGGGCUGCUAACACACAGCGAGGAGGAGCUGGAGCACAGCCAGGACACAGAUGCGGAGGAUGGGGCCUUGCAGUAAGCAGUCUGACAGGAGCAAUGGCCACCGGCAGGAGAAGGGCGUACACCGUACCAGGCCUCAAGCUGGGCACCCACCCCUGGAUAACCACCCCCAGCGGGUCCCAGAGGAGAGCUGGCAGCAGGCACCACCUCCCUCACGCGUCCCAGCCAGUGCCACAUUCUCUGCAGGUGGAGUUAUCAGCAUCCCCUUCUCAUGUACCCUCCCUCCCUGUUGGCACUGCCCAGGCCAGAGGGCAGAGCACAGAGUUUCCCUAUACUCUUGCCUCCCCUCCCCAGGACACUCCCAGGCUUGGGGUUUUUCUAUAGGUUUGGAGGGGGGGUGGGACCCACAGGGAGGGGACCCUGACAAUAAAGAGAUUGGAUCCCAGUUUGCUCUGA
Messenger RNA from Eubalaena glacialis (North Atlantic right whale), 1947 nucleotides. It is a transcript of the gene RALY, whose product is annotated as RALY heterogeneous nuclear ribonucleoprotein. The record is from RefSeq and is a predicted model, not a curated record. Lineage: Eukaryota; Metazoa; Chordata; Mammalia; Artiodactyla; Balaenidae. The coding region runs from base 653 to 1570 and encodes 305 amino acids. Gene Ontology annotation, molecular function: RNA binding. Gene Ontology annotation, cellular component: nucleus. The transcript is spliced from 10 exons.